GUGUUACACAAAAACCAAUGGCACUUUCUCGGGUGGCACUCUCCCUCUAAUGCACCGCGUGGCAGCGCGCCAACCCGACGGGCUGGAAAUGAUGCCCCUCAACCCUGUUUUGUCUCGCUGCCAUGGACGUGACAGCCCGCAGCUCAACGGCUCCCAGGAGAGAGAUCCAGCCGAAGAGUUAGAGGAAGGCAAGGCUCCACCCCUUUCCCAGAAUUCCCCUUGUCUGCCAGUGGAGACAAAGUCCACCCUCGAGCAGCAACGAGGAGUUCAGCCCCUGCAGCAUGAAGACUCGGAGGGUCCUGUGGUGUGUUGGGAACAGCUGGGACUGCCUGAUCUGGACUGUAAGGAAAAAACAGCCUGGAUCUCUACUGGAAACCUGAAUGGAGAUCUCAUCCAGCCUACCGUGCAGGAGAUCUGAACACGUUUAAACCAGAAAAUACUUAUCAAACAUGCAUACACACUAAACACAAGAAAGAGAACGAGAGAAAUUGGGAAUAGGAACAUGAACGAAUAAAGAAAAUUGCCAGUGAUGGAAUAGUCAAAGACAUUGAGUGACUUAAAAUGGACACUAAACUGACUUCUUACAGAGCUGGAGAAGACUGACGAGAGAAAGAAGAAUGUAAAUAAACAGAAUGAAAAGAGACUUUUAUGCAAAGAUGAUGGAAGACUCAAAGACUGAAACGAUCCCACUUGUGGGAGGACUUUUAAAAGUAAAAGCAAAA
Sinocyclocheilus rhinocerous is the source of this 722-nucleotide messenger RNA. RefSeq names its product cell adhesion molecule-related/down-regulated by oncogenes-like. The transcript has 2 exons. The annotation marks the transcript as partial. The record is from RefSeq and is a predicted model, not a curated record. NCBI's taxonomy places the organism in Eukaryota, Metazoa, Chordata, Actinopteri, Cypriniformes, Cyprinidae.